UCUGAUAGUGGAGCACAGUGAGCAACACCCACAGGUUCAGCAGGGUCAUCGCUAUGAACCGCACCAGAACUGUUGCAAAGAGAAAAGAUGAUCAGAAACACGGAAGCUGACAGCGACGUCUCUGAAUCACACAAGGACAGCAGAGCUGGAGUUACAAAUGGUGACUACUCGGAGAUACUCCAGCGUGGCAUGCACAGCGACAGCAAGCUAACGCUUACCAAAACAGUGGGGACAUUUCAGACAGUGCAGCCACUGCCAGGCACCAAGGAGAGAGAGAAAUUACGCAGACUUACAGACACGGUCUUUAUCCCUCCUGCUCCAACAGUGAAGCCGCAGGCCCUGAGGGGGAGAUGACAAAGGAGGAUGUUUCAGAGCCCGUUGAAGGCGACACGGUCCUGGGCUGCCGCGCUAGACUCUCUUCUCAUCAGCGGCCAGUGAUCCACCAGGUGGCCUCUGCACCCAUGCCCAGUGACUGUGAGUUCUCCUUCUUUGACCCCAGUGAGCCGCAAUGCAGGGAGGUUCUGUUGGAUCCCAGCACCACCAUACCAGAGCUGUUUGCUGUCCUCAGGCAGUGGGUGCCCCAGGUUCAGAAGAACAUUGACCUUAUCGGCAAUGAGAUACUAAAGAGAGGCUGUGGUGUGAAUGAUCGAGACGGUCUGACAGAUAUGAGCCUCCUGCACUACUGCUGCAAGGCCGGAGCCCCAGGCAUUGGCGAUGCAGACACGGCAGCGAGCUUUGCUCAGCAGCUCCUCGCCCUGGGCGCGGAUCCAAACCUUCGUUCGCGGUGGACUAACAUGAGGGCUUUGCACUACGCUGCGUACUUCGAUGUGCCCCAGCUUAUCCGUGUGGUGCUGCAAGCAUCCCAGCCUGGAGAUGUUGAUGCCACCUGCAGUGACUUUGAUUUUGGCACAGCUCUGCACAUCGCCGCAUCCAACCUGUGCACAUCAGCUGUCAAGUGUCUCUUGGAACUGGGAGCCAAUCCUGCGUUCAGAAAUGAAAAAGGCCAGUGUCCAGCAGACGUGGUGCCUGAUCCCCUCGACAUGGCUCUGGACAUGGCUGAUGCAGCAGCCAUGGCCAAAGAGCUCCGGACUUUGCUGAGACAAGCGUUACCCAGACCCAGCUCCCCUCUGCCCCUCACCCUGAAAGCCCAGUCCCUCCCUGCUCUCUCUGAUAAGGCCAGGCUACAGCUCGCCUCCAUGGGAAUCCGUCUAGGUGACCGUGUGAUUAUAGCUGCACAGAAGGUUGGAACUCUGCGGUUCUGCGGCAGCACAGAGUUCUCCGGUGGCCUGUGGGCCGGAGUGGAACUGGACAAACCAGAGGGAAAGAACGAUGGCUCGGUAGCAGGUGUUCAGUAUUUCAACUGUCGAAACAAACAUGGAAUUUUUGCUCCACUGUCCAAGAUAAGCAAACCUUUGGAAAGACAUAAAACCAGCACUACAAAGAAGUCUACACCCGUGCGCCCCCCUCGUCGCAUCGACCUGUCUCGGAUUACUUCCAAGAUUAACACAGGUUUGUCUCCUUCUGUUAAAAACACACCUGAUAAUCAAAAAAGUGCAUCUGGUCCUCAUCAAGACACAGAGGGCGACACCUCAAUCGUAAAGACAGGCGUCCUCUCCCGCUCUCUCUCCUCUUCGUCGUCUUCCCUGGACUCUCGACAGGGACCGGGCGCUCGACCCCGUCCGCUGCCCAGGCAACGGCUUCCUGCCAGGCAACGAAGGGAGCGUGUUUCCCCGAGUCCCAGAAUAACACCUUCACCAGCCCUCCGCUCUUCUGCUGGCACCACUGCAGGUUUUCGAAGCCGAACCCCCUCAGGUAGCAGCUCCCUGUGUGAUGGCUCUGAGGUGCGCCUCGGGGAGAGGGUGCUGGUAGUCGGUCAGAGAACUGGUGUGGUCCAGUUCUACGGAAAAACCAACUUUGCUCCAGGACUCUGGUUGGGCAUCGAACUGGACAAGCCGAGCGGUAAAAAUGACGGGUCAGUGGGAGGAGUGAGGUACUUCACCUGCCCACCAAAACAUGGAGUCUUUGCUCCUCCGUCUCGCGUUCAGAGAAUCCAUGGAUCUGUUGAUUGCCUUUCAGAGCUCACUUCCUCGCGCCUCAGUCAUCCUCUAAGUGGGACAAUUCGUCGCAGUUUCAGCACAUCAUCGGCCAUCGCCACUCCGAAGGAGACGAACAGAAGAAGCCCCGUUACCAGGAGUCGUUCCAAUCCUCACCGCCGGCGUUGGAGCACCCUCAGUGGGGGCAGUGGAAGUAUUCCUGGAAGCACCGCAGGCUCAAGUCCCUCUCCAAGCUCUGAUGGGCAGGUCCACCUCCACGUGGGCAUGCAGGUCCUGCUGAGCAGCGCCAAUGAGAUGGCAAUCAUCCGUUACCUGGGCACAGCAGACUUUGCCCCAGGCCUUUGGCUGGGUCUGGAGCUCCGAAGCCCCAAGGGCAAGAAUGACGGCUCAGUGGGCGGCCGUCGCUACUUCAGCUGUCGACCCGGCCACGGUGUGCUGGUCCGCCCCAGCCGUGUCACUUAUCGUGGCAUCAAUGGUUCACGCUUGGUGAAUGAAACCAGCUGAGGUCUGUAGGACGCUUUCUGUUUAUGAUCCGCUCAAAGCAAAAAAAUUUGGGUGUAAACUUCUCCCUCAUUGCAUUGUGCUCAAUAAUGUUUUCAGUCAUGUGCUGUUGUAACAGGAAUAAAACCAGUUAGUAAGUACUUAUUUUUUAGGAAUUAAAGGGGCCUUGAAAGCACUUUAAAAAGUUAACACUAAAUUCUAAAUAGAAUUUGUUUUGCAAAAUGGGUAGGGGGGUGAGGGGGUCUUAAUAAGACAUUAAACACUGCACUACUUUAAAUGUAAUUGCACUGACAAACAUUACUAUGAUAGAUUAGAAUAGGAUAAAGUGGAUGUUCUGCAUGUCCGCGAGUAAAAAGGUUUUCUAUACCCAAAGCUAAUUUUGAUCACAUCAAAUGAGAUUUUUAUCAGAUAAUUUAAGAGUCCACUAUCUAACCAAAAGAGUGCAUGCGUUUGUGUGUGUAUGUGCGCAUGUUAAUUAAGAGCACUUUGAAACAAGAGAGAAUGAUUGAUUUUUACCACGGUCGCUAUAUGGCUUACAGAUAAUUGGCGGAUACCGAAUCUAAACUGAAUAUUCGCUUUAUGAAUCAAUGAGAAUUAAAAAAGAGAUUUAAUUAAGCUCAGACCUCCAUCAACCUCUGUUAAAAUACAGCUGCAUCAACAGGAAGUGUUUCCUCCUGUGUGCAUCAGUGUCCCCCUCAAACUGUCUGUUAAUUUGACGCAGACAAAUGAUGGUUGUAUUGUGCUAUGGCACAGCAAAAAUCUAUACCCAUCUGACUGUGAUUCCAUUAUGGUUGGCAUCAUACUGAUAACCCUUUUAAAGAAGUGAUGGUAUUUGGAUAGAAUAUGACAUGGAAUCAGAAGCUGUUCUUUUAAAAAGUGCAUUAACUGCAGAUGGGAACACACGAGAUGAGUGAAAAGCAGAUUUUAAAGAGACCUUUCACAAUGAAGUUUUAUGUAUGGUUGCUCUGGACUGUAGUGCUAUUUAUUCAUCUUCGACGUGUCUUUAAUGCUUGUUGGCCAGUUUCACAGAUAAUGGCUGUAAAAGUGUCUCUUAAAUAGGAUGGAAGUAGAUGGCACUUGCCCUGUGAUGCUUAAAAUGUCAAAUAAUGUACAUCUGAAAAAUGCUCUUUCCAGAAAUCAUUCCAGAAACUGUAUAGUAAGAGUCAUUCAUUCACCUGUUACUAAAGGCUCUUAUCUGUGACAGGAUGUAAACAUUAAUGGUGCCCUCAUCAGUUAAGCCUGUAAUGUUGGCUAUCUGCAUGCUUUCAAUGACUGGCAAAUGUAGAGAAAACAUAAAGUACAGCAUGAGAUGACGGCGAGGGUAACGUCUGUCUGUAUAUCUAUUCCUCCACAUCGAUAUACUGCGAGUGCUUAAAAUUAUUGAUGAUUAUUUGUAAGAU
This is a messenger RNA of Pundamilia nyererei, 3955 nucleotides long. RefSeq names its product CAP-Gly domain-containing linker protein 4. The transcript is spliced from 17 exons. Gene Ontology annotation, cellular component: microtubule plus-end; nucleus; cell cortex. Gene Ontology annotation, biological process: cytoplasmic microtubule organization. The coding region runs from base 351 to 2558 and encodes 735 amino acids. Gene Ontology annotation, molecular function: microtubule plus-end binding. The record is from RefSeq and is a predicted model, not a curated record. Lineage: Eukaryota; Metazoa; Chordata; Actinopteri; Cichliformes; Cichlidae.